AUGGUGAUUGGAACGAUAGGUCCCCGUGCGUUGGAAGGUGUCCAAGUGCUGGAUGUAGGUUGUGGAGGAGGCAUUCUUUCUGAGAAUCUUGCCAGGCUCGGCGCCACUGUCACCGGAAUCGAUGCUGCUAUGGAGAACAUAUCGGUAGCGAAGUUGCACUCGAAAGGGGAUCCUUCCUUGGCCAAAUUACUGACAUAUAAGCACAUCACAGCUGAGGAUGUUCAAGCUAGUGGUCAAACUUUUGAUGUUGUCGUAGCAUCAGAGAUAAUCGAACAUGUGGACGAUCCACAAGAGUUUGUGAAGACAUGUAGUGCAAUGGUCAAGCCAAAGGGAGUCUUCAUUGCCUCGACUAUAAACCAAACAUGGCAAGCCUAUGUUCAGACUGUUGUUCUUGCCGAGCAUGUACUCCGAUGGGUACCAGUAGGGACGCAUAUCUAUUCCAAGUUUAUAACGCCCUUCGACAUGACGGCGUAUUUGGGCCACGCCGGUCUUUCCGUAGUGGAUACUCAGGGAAUGUCGUACGAUCCGGCACUGAAGUGGAGGCUCACAGAUGACACAUCCAUAAAUUACAUCACGGCCGCGGUCAAGCCAGACUCGGGAGAUGCUGGUGCUCCGCAAUCUGCUUUGUGA
Messenger RNA from Sphaeroforma arctica JP610, 630 nucleotides. Its product is annotated as 3-demethylubiquinone-9 3-O-methyltransferase. Lineage: Eukaryota; Ichthyosporea; Ichthyophonida. Gene Ontology annotation, biological process: ubiquinone biosynthetic process. Bases 1 to 630 code for a protein of 209 amino acids. The transcript has 6 exons. Gene Ontology annotation, molecular function: 2-methoxy-6-polyprenyl-1,4-benzoquinol methyltransferase activity. The record is from RefSeq and is a predicted model, not a curated record.